Molecule: messenger RNA, 1479 nt
Organism: Lodderomyces margitis
Lineage: Eukaryota; Fungi; Ascomycota; Pichiomycetes; Serinales; Debaryomycetaceae
Exons: 1
Coding region: 1-1479 (492 amino acids)
Biological process (GO): transmembrane transport
Molecular function (GO): transmembrane transporter activity
Source: RefSeq, a predicted model, not a curated record
AUGAUUCCAAAGCUAAGAAACUACACAGCAGUGAACUAUGCUGCAUUCAACUAUGCCGGGUUUUCAUGUAUAGCUAUAAUUGUCUUUUUAAUAUCCACCCAACCUUUUUACAUUACCGAGGUGAUUGGAAUUCAACCAAAGCCAGGAAGUACUAAAGACACGAAAAUAGGUUACAUUGUUGGAGGAUUGGGAUUCUUUGAUGAAGUAGUUUCAAUGUCAACAGCUCCCAUACUAGGAGGUAUUAAUGAUAGGUUGUCCUCGCUGGGAGUUGCUGGCGCAAGAACUAUUCAAAGUUUCAGUUUCAUUGUGAUUGCAUUGGCUUUACUUGGGUAUGCAUUGAAUGAUAAUUUGGUUCCCAUGAUGUUCAUUCUUAGGGGGAUCUUUGCUUUGGGUGUGACAGGCUGCAUGAGUAUGGUGACGGUGAUGUUGAAUCAGCUCUCAAUAUCGGAUUUUGUCUUUGCAAAGUUGUUGUUCUGGAGGGCACAGUACCAACCGGUUGAUUCUAGAGAGAGGGAGGGACAGGGAGAGGAAGAGGAGGAGGAGCAAGAAACAGUGGUGUCACCAAAAAAUAGUAAUCUAGCAGCCGUGAUGGGAAUAGCAACUGGUUUAGGUGCAAUUUUUUCGGUUUCCACCUUAGUUACUUUACCGGUGAAGUUUGCUGAUUGGUCACAAAGUGACUUGAAAUCGAGCCUUAAAAGCUCCUACAUCACGGUCAUGGGGUUUGCGUUGAUCUCAUUUGCUUUGCUUUUUACGCUCCUCUAUAAACCCAAGAAGCAAGUAGAAGAAACGCGUUAUGGCACUUACCAGUUUCUUCGCGAAGGAAUAAACUUUUCCAAAGGCAACAAGGAAGCACAGCUAGCUUUCGUUGGUGCAUUUGUGGCGAGGUCUACCACGGUUGCUACUUCUCUCUACAUACCAUUGGUAGUUUACAAUUGGUAUUACAACAUUGGUGAAUGUAAGACAAAGGACAACUGGGCAGGUAAAAUGACAUGCUAUGACGGUUACGUAUUUUCAGCAAUCUUGACCGGCGUGGCACAAACUGUUGCUCUUGUAUCUGCUCCAUUUUGGGGCUAUUUGGGGGAUUCAGCUGGCAAGUUUCGAUCGCUUGGACUUGCUGGGUUGUUUGGUGUUGUGGGAAACUUUGGGUUGAGUCUAGUUAACACCCACUUGUCGGAUUACAACCCCAAAACGGUGUGGUGUUUUGUAGCUGUGAGUAUUAUUGGGUUGUCACAGAUAGGGUUGAUCAUCAGCAGCAUGAGUAUUUUGAGUGGGAUAGAUAACGCCCAUCAAAUAAUGGGGUCGUUGAGCGGCCUUUACAGCUUUGCCGGUGGCUUGGGCAUUAUGAUUAUCACCCUAGUUGGUGGGUUAAUUGCAGACGUGUGGAUUUUGGGACCGUUUUUUAUCUUGGGAUUGUUUAAUGUGGUGUUGUUGACUGUGUUGUAUAGAAAGGAGACCAGUGAAAGAGAACCCCGUGUCUAG